CAUAGGAAAUGGACAAGACAAAAAUGCACUUCGAGUAAAGCCUUCUAAUCAUCCAUGUUAUGAGGGAUAUUACAGUCAACUCAGCUUUACCCCUUUUGCGUUUGAAUCCAAAUUGCAUCUGGCAGCCUACAUUUAUAUAUUUGUCUGAAACUCAAGAUUUGAGAGAGGAAAAAGCAUGGCCUCUCCAAAAUCAAAUCUCUUUUGCACCCUCAUUGUGCUCUUCCUCUCAAUCCAAUCCAAAGUACUUUGCAGCAUUUACCAAGUUGGAGGCUUAGCUGCUUGGGGCAUUCCCUUUUCCUCCAACCCCAAACUCUACAUCAACUGGGCUACCAAGUACCAUGGACUCAAGAUUGGAGAUUCUAUCUUUUUCUUGUACCCACCAAGCCAAGAUUCUGUGAUCCAAGUGACAAAGGCAUCAUACGACAGCUGCAACCUCAAAGAUCCGAUCUUGUACAUGAACAAUGGCAACUCCCUUUUCAAUAUUACCAAAGCCGGAAAUUUCUACUUCACAAGCGGCGCCGAUGCCCAUUGUGCUAAAUCUCAGAAGCUUCACAUUUUUGUGUCUGGGAAUGGAUCCUUUGUUGAGGACGAUGAGCCGGCUUCCGGCCCGGCCGCUUCGGCGCCAACCUAUCCAACGGUUUUCGGCGCCAUUCCGGUCCAGGCCGCUUCGGCCGCCGCGCCGUUGCUUCAGAUUCCGGCUUUGAUGAUGGCUGCGGUUUUGUUGCCUGCGAUUGCGCUUGUUAUGUAGAGAGGAUAUAAUUUUAGUUUACAGUAUUGAGUUAUCUGUUUAUUUUGUUUAUAAUUCAAUUUUUGGUGAUGUAAUUUGAUUCUGUUUUUACUCUGUAUGAAACGGAUCGAUUCUUUCAAAAGGGUUGAGCUUCAGAGAGUUGUCUGCCGACUUUGUUUUGUGUGUAUAUUUUAAACUUUAUUGGAUAAACGAAAAGGAUAAAUUUUUUAUUA
Molecule: messenger RNA, 960 nt
Organism: Salvia splendens (bonfire salvia)
Lineage: Eukaryota; Viridiplantae; Streptophyta; Magnoliopsida; Lamiales; Lamiaceae
Product: stellacyanin-like
Exons: 2
Coding region: 176-748 (190 amino acids)
Cellular component (GO): plasma membrane
Molecular function (GO): electron transfer activity
Source: RefSeq, a predicted model, not a curated record